Messenger RNA from Oncorhynchus gorbuscha (pink salmon), 5648 nucleotides. RefSeq names its product cadherin-4-like. Bases 304 to 3114 code for a protein of 936 amino acids. Gene Ontology annotation, cellular component: plasma membrane; catenin complex; adherens junction. The record is from RefSeq and is a predicted model, not a curated record. Lineage: Eukaryota; Metazoa; Chordata; Actinopteri; Salmoniformes; Salmonidae. The transcript is spliced from 17 exons. Gene Ontology annotation, molecular function: cadherin binding; calcium ion binding. Gene Ontology annotation, biological process: adherens junction organization; homophilic cell-cell adhesion; calcium-dependent cell-cell adhesion.
UCCACUGUGUGUCUUUAAGUGGGAUUCUCCGGCGCCAGGCGAUAGGAGGGGUUGGAGUGACGCUGGCUUCGCUGCCUUGCGCUUUGGUGCUGCUGAGCUGAGCAACGCUCUUCACCUGCAGAUGAGAGAGCGAGGGAAGUCGGGACGGGCUUUCUACUUCUGAAGAGCUUACCACUGCAAGUGCAGAGCACCGGGUGGACGUACCAGCUAUCACACGGCGCGGGGAAAUUAUACACUUACCAGAGAAGAAAUACGAGUCGUGUCGCCUUUUGUAGCUCAAGCAGCCUCUGCUCGCUUGCAACGAUGAAAACCGCUCUCGUUCUCUUGCUGACAUCAGCCUUACAACAAGCCGCGUUUUGGGGAACUAAUGGAGACCUCGUGUCCAAAGCCCCCUGCAGACCCGGCUUCUCGCAAAGUUCCUACUCUGUGCUCAUUUCAAGGGAUGUACUGCAAAGCCAGAGCAUAAUUAAAGAUACCACCGUGUCAUCGCGGAAAGUGAGGUUCGAUGACUGUAUGGAGAACGAGGGGGUGGUCUUUCAGAGCGGUGACGCCAGGUUCAGCGUUGGGACCGAUGGGUCCAUCUACACCCAGAGAGAGGUGGCAGGCCUGAGCGGACCGGUCCAGUUCACGGUCACUGCCAGCGGUCCACACACACACGUGUGGGAGACAACGGUCAAACUGGCCCUGAUGGGGCAACCCAUACCCUCACCGCCGGGCAAUCAGAUCAGAGUGGAACAGGGGAAAGAAGGGGAGAGGAAGGAGGAAGAGGAGGUCAAAGCAUCACCAGAGUUUCAGGCCCCACCCACCGUCAUCAUGUUUCCCAGGCAACGGGAGACGAGCUCCAAGGUACUGCGGAGACAGAAGAGAGACUGGGUCAUUCCGCCAAUCAACGUGCCUGAAAACUCCAGAGGGCCCUUCCCACAGAUGCUCGUCAGCAUCCGUUCGGACCAGGACCGUAACAUCUCCAUCCGGUACAGCAUCACGGGGGUGGGAGCGGACCAGCCACCCAAUGAGGUGUUCAGUAUCGACCCUGUCGCCGGGAAGAUGUUCGUCACCAAACCCCUGGACCGAGAGAGGAGAUCGUCGUACCAUCUUCGUGCCCAUGCAGUGAACAUGAAUGGUGAGCGGGUGGAGAGCCCCAUAGACCUGUACAUCUAUGUCAUAGACAUGAACGACAACCGGCCUGAGUUCAAGAACCAGGUCUACAACGGCUCGGUGGAUGAGGGCUCCAAGCCAGGUACAUUUGUGAUGCACCUGGCAGCCUUCGAUAAUGACGACAACACCACGGCCAAUGGGAUGGUGCGCUACCGGAUCCUGUCCCAGACGCCACACAGCCCCAUCCCCAACAUGUUCACCAUCAACAGCGAGACUGGAGACAUCGUCACCGUGGCAGCAGGCCUCGACCGCGAGAAAGUGUCCCAGUACAGCAUCAUAGUCCAGGCCACGGACAUGGAGGGCAACCUAAACUUUGGCCUGUCUAACACGGCCACCGCCAUCAUCUCUGUCACAGACAUCAACGACAACCCACCGGAGCUCACCUCCAGAACCUUUUCAGGGGAGGUCCCAGAGAACCGGGUCAAUGUUGUGGUUGCCAACCUGACCGUGAUUGACCGGGACCAGCCACACUCGCCCAACUGGAAUGCCGUGUACAGGAUCAUCAGCGGAGACCCGAUAGGUCACUUCACCAUCAUCACCGACCAACACACCAACGACGGCAUGGUUACCGUAUUGAAGCCGGUGGACUUUGAGCAGAACAGAGCCUUCAUGCUGACGGUGGUGGUCAACAACCAGGCCCCGCUGGCAAGUGGGAUCCAGUCGUCCCUCCAGUCCACAUCUGGGGUCACCAUCUCUGUGGUAGACAUCAACGAACCGCCCUACUUCCCUACUAAUCCCAAGUCCAUCCGCUUUGAGGAAGGUGUCCCCGCUGGCACUUCUCUCACCACAUUCUCAGCCAGCGACCCUGACCGUUUCAUGCAGCAGAGCAUCAGGUAUUCUAAACUGGCCGACCCAGCUGACUGGCUGUCCAUCAACAACACCAACGGUCAGAUCAUCACCACGGCAACCCUGGACAGAGAGUCCAUCUACGUCAAAAACAACAUUUAUGAAGCUACCUUCCUCGCGGUUGACAAUGGCUCUCCCAUGGCCAGUGGUACAGGGACCCUGCAGAUCUAUCUGAUAGAUGUGAAUGACAACGCUCCGUCUCUGCUGCCCCGCGAGUCUCAGAUUUGUGAGCGCAUCAACCGUAACGCCGGCAUCAACAUCACGGCUGCAGACACAGACACGGACCCCAACGUAGGCCCUUUCGUCUUCGAGCUGCCCACGUUCCCUGCUAGCAUACGACGCAACUGGACAGUGUCACGUCUCAACGGUGACUAUGCCCGGUUGAGUUUACGGACCCAGUAUCUGGAGCCGGGGGUGUAUGAAGUGCCUGUGAUUGUGACCGAUUCGGGGAACCCUCCCCUCUCCAACAGGUCCAUUAUCAAGGUCAAGGUGUGUCCAUGUGAUGAGAACGGAGACUGCACCCUUGUCGGAGCUGUGGCUGCCGCUGGACUUGGGACUGGAGCCAUCAUAGCCAUUCUCAUCUGUAUCAUCAUACUGCUCAGUAUGGUGCUAGUGUUUGUAUUGUGGAUGAAGCGCAGAGAGAAGGAGAGACAGACCAAACAGCUGCUGAUUGAUCCGGAGGACGAUGUCAGAGAUAACAUCCUGAAAUACGAUGAGGAGGGAGGGGGAGAGGAGGACCAGGACUAUGACCUGAGUCAGCUGCAGCAGCCUGACUCCUUGGAGCACAUCAUCAGUAAGCCCCCGGGGGUACGGAGGGUGGACGAGCGCCCCAUCAUCCCUGAGUCCCAGUACCCCAUUCGACCGGUGGUCCCCCACCCUGGGGACAUCGGGGACUUCAUCAAUGAGGGUCUGCGGGCGGCAGACAAUGACCCCACGGCCCCUCCCUAUGACUCCCUCCUGGUGUUUGACUACGAGGGCAGCGGCUCUACGGUCGGCUCCGUCAGCUCCCUCAACUCCUCCAGCACAGGGGACCAGGACUACGACUACCUCAACGACUGGGGCCCCCGCUUCAAGAAGCUAGCCGACAUGUACGGGGGAGGGGACGACGAAUAGGGCCACAGGGGGGCCUCGUUAAAGAUCCACACACCCAGCUGGACCCCCCUCCGCUGGUCUGCCAUGCUCUCUCUGUCUCUCCAACCUUGGAGACACGCACACACACCAACGCACACCACACACACCACACACACAACAAUAUACACCACACACGGCAGUACACAUUACACACGACAAUACACACCACACAAUACACACCACACACACACAAACCAACUGAACUGACCUAGCAACUGACCAAUCAAUCAAGCAACCGCCAUAGUGAACUGUGCAGUGAGGCAGCUUUGUCCUUCUGUACUGUAUUGUACUGUACUGAGCCCUCUCCUGCUCCAAGGUGUGUGGGGGGGAAGGGAGUAGAUUUUUGGGGUUGGCUACUUUUGUUUUAUGUUAUUUAGAAAUGUUUUGAUUAUCUCAUGGUGUCCUCACUGUCCUUAAAUGCAAGCUAUUUCCUGGUGUUUGGAGGCCAUUGGCUUUCUAUUUCCCCAUCAGCCCCCAGCCUGUCCCUUUGCAGAUAGAUUGAGGUGCAUAUUGCGUGACGGGGAAGAAAAGAACAAAGAAACACAGAAAGUGAACUCCUUCCUCUGCGUGGAAAUCCCUGGUUUAAUCUCUCUGAACUUGAAUUCCAUAGAACAGAAGCACCGUUGUUUCAGAAGUGCCUUCAGUGGUGCGUAUUUUUUGCUGACUCCCGCUAACUCAGGAUUGGUGGCCAUUUUCUGGGCUAACGUGCACCCCGUCCUCCCCCUGUCCCCUAAUUACCCCUCACCUUUCAAUUGUGACAUUCCCGCCCCUUUUCCUGUGUCAUGUCCAUCACCCUGCAAUGGAACACGGGCAGAUGCAGUAUAAGUUGCAGAGGGGAUUUGCCUUGGGGGGUGAGGGGGUAUCAUUGGUGUGAAUUUCGGAGAGGGAGUGCUCUGUACAAAGACAGACAGUAUAUCUCCUUAGGCGAAGGACAAAUCUUUCCUUUACAAUCUGGUACAUCUGAGCUUGUAAUGCACAGCCAUCGCCUGUGUGACAAUAGGAAUCAUCACACUGACACAGAAUGGGACUGUGUCGUUAGACAACAUGUAUUUACUGUAUUCGAACAGUGUGUGCCCUCUGAGAGCAGUUGAGUUUGGAUGGUUUUGUGACUUUGUGGUUUUGAGUUCGGAUUAUUUUGCACUUUUAACUUAGUGAGGCUGUGUGAGCUAGGGAUCGAGGGAUGACGAGUCAUUUUUAACGUGAAAGAAAUUCAUCCAUAGGAGGGUUGUUUUUCUUUUCCUCCUAUUCUUAGAUGAAGGAUAUGGGUGGGUUGCAUGGUUCUGUCCCCCGUUUCCAAAUGUUGUCAACUUGGCACUAGUUGUCUUGUGGUCUUGUUGGUCAAUGUGUUGAGGAAAACUAUAUAAACUGUAAAAAGAUGAGAAAAAGGGUGUCAAAGUAGAUAUUUUUUAAAGUAUUAGUAUAAACCGUUUGUGCUCCAUUUCUGCUGGCAUUGCUGGCAGAGAAGACAAAUUGUGAGACCCGAAGUUUCAAGCUUCGACUUUACUUUUUUUUUCGUGUGCUGAUUCACUGUUGUGUCUUGACACACUUUUGAUAUACCAUCUCUGAUGCUGGUCCCCGUCGCAGCAGCAGAGAGAGCGAGAGAGAGAGAGCUGAGAUUCUGUCGGGGGACUUAGCAAGCACCACAAUCUGUCUCUCCUCAGACACUUUCAUUCAUUUGAAAUGCAAGAGGUUUUGAAAACAUGUAGGAGAAAAUGUGUCUGUUGCAAACUUUUUGGGGAAAGAGUGAUGGAGAAGAACUGCACUUUACCAAAACAGGGUUUAAUAGUGCUAAACAUUUCACUUUUUAGAGAAGAAGGUGCAUAUGAGGAACAUACAUUUUAUUGUCUUUUGUGAAAACACCCCUACCCAACAUUCCUAUGAUAUACAGUACAUUUCCCCCGGUUAUACAAGUUAUACACUUGUUUCUCACUCACACACAGGCAGAAGUCCUUUUGUAAAUGAGCUUUCACAUAGUGUUCCCAUGUUCCCAGUUGAGGAGAUGCGGAAGAAAUCAACACAGCUUCUCUCACACUGCCCGUUCACACCGUCCACUCAUUAUCUCGGCAGUUUAACCGAGUCCAUCGGAAUGUUUUGCUCUUUCAAAAAUGUCAGCUGAGUUCAAUGUAAUUUCAGCUGAGAUUUACACUUGAGAGAGAUGUGGUUUCUAUAUGUAGAGAUUACUUCUCUCUCUCCCUAAGCUCUUUCUCUCUAAUGGUGGAUUUGAUAGAAAUUGGGCAGGGUUAUAUAUUUAAUUCAUCCUCCAGUUACCCUUCGUAAUAAAGAGGAUGAUGGAUCCUUCCAGGUAGUCUCCUUGACAGAGAGCGAGAGAGAGAGAGAGAGCCUUUAAACUCCUAGAUAAGAUAUGAGGAGAGAGGAGGACUCUCCGCGUCCCAUGCACUUCCUCCCAGCAUUCCCUUCUCUAUCAGGUCUUUACACACUGCAUCCAGCAUCUCUUCGUCACAUCUUCCUCUGGAGAAAAAAAGAUAUGUACAGUAUGCCUUACAGAGAGGGGAGGG